CUGGCGUGGCAGAUUUUCAACUUGCAACCUGGCUAAUUUCCUGCUUCUUCUGGCACCAAAAGGAGGGCGAUUCGUCUCCUGUGCAGCCAAAGCGACAGCUGUCAAAGUCGCAGGGGCUUCUGUGAGCCAGAACCUGAAAGGCUACGUGUGCCUCCUGGCCAUUCAAAUUGUCAGGUUUAGGGACAGAAGUAUCCAAACCACAAGUUCUCAAUACUGUGUGAAAAAUGGCUCCUUGCAAGUCAAAGCGGUUCUGAAAGGCAUUCUCUUGGAAAAGUCUGUGAAGACGCAAAGGAUUUUCCUGGAGGAAAAAAAAAAAAAAAAAAAGGUGGUCAUGUGUAAAGACACAGCAUCUUGGCUGUCUGCUAAAAAAAUGUACACUCGCUCACUGAAGAUUGAACGUCGGACUGCAAAAUAUCCCAUGGCAGAUUAUCGUCGUCUAAGGGAGCCCCGAAAAGAAGCCUCUCGGCUGGGGCGGUGGAAGCUGGGAGCGCUUCAGCCCAACUCCGCGCAACUGGAGGAGAGGUCUGCCCAGAGAGGCCAUUGGAGGAAGAGCGCCACGUGACAGAGGGGUGCCAAUGUUAUUCUCCAAGGGUGUCAAGACCCUGUCAGUUUGCGAAAUAAAUAUUGGGAAACAACGAAAUGCAAAAAGCGACCUACUACGACAGCUCUGCAAUCUAUGGUGCCUACCCCUACCAAGGAGCAAAUGGUUUCACUUAUAAUGCGAGUCAGCAGCAAUAUCCUCCAUCUUCAUCACUUGUGGAAACUGAGUACCACCGCCCCGCGUGCUCUCUCCAGUCCCCCGGCAGCUCUGUGUCCCACCACAAGGCCAAUGACAUCAGUGAGAAUUGCAUGAGGACCCUCCCCGGCCAGUCUCUUCAGCCCCCCGGCCUCACUGACCAGCAGGCCCCGUCACAGCCGCCUCCGGCCCAGCAGCCGCAACCACCACCUUCAUCUUCUGCCUCACCAUCUCAAAAUGCCAGCAGCAACCCUGCCCCGGCCAACUCUACUAAGAGCCCAGCUCUUAACUCGCCCACCAUGUCCAAACAGAUAUUCCCGUGGAUGAAAGAGUCUCGGCAAAACACAAAGCAGAAAAACAGCAGUUCCAGUUCAGGUGAGAGUUGUGCUGGUGAUAAAAGCCCUCCAGGGCAAGCCUCGUCUAAGCGAGCCCGUACAGCUUACACAAGUGCCCAGCUGGUAGAACUGGAAAAGGAGUUCCACUUCAAUAGGUACCUUUGCAGGCCACGAAGGGUAGAGAUGGCUAAUUUGCUCAAUCUCACAGAAAGACAGAUCAAAAUCUGGUUUCAGAACCGCAGAAUGAAAUACAAAAAGGAUCAGAAAGGCAAGGGCAUGAUGACCUCUUCAGGAGGACAAUCCCCAAGCAGAAGCCCUGUCCCUCCAGCUGCUGGGGGAUAUCUAAACUCUAUGCAUUCUUUGGUAAACAGUGUACCCUACGAGCCCCAGUCACCUCCGCCAUUUAACAAGCCUCAUCAAAAUACCUACGGCAUCCCUGCAUCAUAUACCGCUCCUCUUAAUAAUUGCCCACCUCCUCAAAAGAGAUACACGGGGACAGCAGCUGUGACACCUGAAUAUGAUACUCAUCCUCUUCAAGGCAACGGUUAUGGGAAUCCACAUAUACAGGGAAGCCCCGUCUACGUAGGGGGCAACUACGUGGAGACCAUGACCAAUUCUGGGCCUUCCAUCUUUGGUCUAACUCAUCUCCCUCAUCCUCCCUCUGCCAACAUGGACUACAGUGGGCCAAUGGCAAACAAUCACCACCAUGGACCUUGUGAUCCGCAUCCAACAUACACAGACCUUACCGCUCACCAUCCUUCUCAGGGAAGAAUUCAGGAAGCGCCCAAACUCACCCAUCUGUAAGAGACAGGAGUAACUAAGUGGAACACCAAGCCCCCAACUUUUGGAAAGUACUCACCCUUUCCCUCCCCCUUCCCACCCCCCAUGUGCCUGCCCCUCUCCUUCUUGUUUCUUUUGUUCGUUUUGUUUGUUCUGUUUCCUUUGGUAAAAGAGUUUUCUAGUUUAUGUGACGUAGCAAUAUUUGUUGCUUGAAUUGCUCUAUAGUUUCACUAGUGGAUAUUUAUCUUCUUGAACUGUAGCCUUGUGUCUCACUUUGGGAGUGUGCAGAGGCUUUAUACUUUACCUUCUACACUUUUAUCAAAACAGGGUAUAUGAACAAAUUUUCUAUAAAAGGAAUUCUUAAAUGUGAAUUUGUUCGUACAUGAUUGAUCCCACGGGGAAGCAAUUUUUUUUAUUGCACUUCUUUUAAAUAGCGAGAAAGACAUCAAAAGCGCUUGGACAGGGACUCCCUGGACAAUUAUUAAUACGUGUAAGUCUUUCAAUGUGUGUAUGCUGGUGAACAUUCAGAUUUAUUUAUAUUUUUUUUUGCAAACAUUGAAUAAUCUAAGUGUUUAAAAUUUUAUUUAUCCCCAUUUGUUCAUAUUUAUAUAUAUAUAAAAAAAAAAAACCUGUACCCUGAAUAUUCAGGAGGCAUUUACCUGGCCAUAUGUUAGGUGGCAUAGUGGCACGAGUAGGAAAUAUCAUCUGAAAGGAAACCAUAACUCCUUCUAUUGAAAGUAAUUAUAACGAUGAUGAUGACGAUGCAAUAAAAUCUGGGAAAAAAAGAUCACGGUUUGAAUACUUCAUGCUUGUAACACUCAGCUAGGCGGAAAGCGUGUGAAGCUGAAAAGGCUAGGUUUGUUUUGAAAGUUAUACAUUCCUUGCUGCUCACGUUCUGAAAAAAAAGAAAAUAAAGUUUUUAUUCUGAAUAAUAAAGAGUUAAGAACAUGUUCUUUGCAGCGCAAGGGAAGGGAGAGCCCUUCAUGACGUGGUGAGUUGGGAAACUCGUCUGUAAACUCACACGAGGAUCCUCUUGCCCACCCGAGGGCCCCGCGACGCCUUUUCAGCGGUUCAUAGACAGGGAAAGGGGUAUUUUUUUUCCUUCUUUCCAGCGGCCCCUGCCGCCCCCUCGCCGCCGCCCCCCGGCCCCCUCCCUGGGGCUCCGGAGGGAACACUGUCCGCGGGGAGCGUCCCCUGUCCCCUCCCCGGGGGCGUGGGGGUGCGAGUCCCUGUGUGGGAAGCGCAUGGGAGCCGAGCGAGGGAGAGAGCCCCGCGUGGGGGCGGAGGGGCCACCUCGUCCCCGAGCUCUUGGUGAACGGGGG
Messenger RNA from Cuculus canorus (common cuckoo), 3173 nucleotides. RefSeq names its product homeobox protein Hox-A3. Gene Ontology annotation, cellular component: nucleus. The transcript is spliced from 6 exons. Lineage: Eukaryota; Metazoa; Chordata; Aves; Cuculiformes; Cuculidae. The coding region runs from base 640 to 1875 and encodes 411 amino acids. Gene Ontology annotation, molecular function: DNA-binding transcription factor activity, RNA polymerase II-specific; RNA polymerase II cis-regulatory region sequence-specific DNA binding. Gene Ontology annotation, biological process: regulation of transcription by RNA polymerase II. The record is from RefSeq and is a predicted model, not a curated record.